This is a messenger RNA of Nematostella vectensis (starlet sea anemone), 4440 nucleotides long. Its product is annotated as gamma-aminobutyric acid type B receptor subunit 2-like. Gene Ontology annotation, molecular function: G protein-coupled GABA receptor activity. The record is from RefSeq and is a predicted model, not a curated record. Gene Ontology annotation, cellular component: G protein-coupled receptor heterodimeric complex; membrane. The coding region runs from base 1529 to 4006 and encodes 825 amino acids. NCBI's taxonomy places the organism in Eukaryota, Metazoa, Cnidaria, Anthozoa, Actiniaria, Edwardsiidae. The transcript has 20 exons. Gene Ontology annotation, biological process: G protein-coupled receptor signaling pathway; gamma-aminobutyric acid signaling pathway.
UUUGCAAACCUUAUGCAAAUAAGAUAAUACACUUGGUUCUUUCCAUAGACGACGACAACUUGCUGUUCCCUAGAUACUAUGCGAACAAGUUAUAAAUUAUUCAGAAAAUGUGUUUUAUUUCCGCAAUUUCCUGAUUAUUUCGUCCAUCACCGAACAAACUUAACAAAAUGAUUAAGUCACAUCACAUACUAAGGCCUCGUUGUGUCCAAAAAAGGAAGUCACAUGACGCAAAUAGCCCUAGGCGAUUCCAGAAAUGGAAGUCACAUAAUACACCAAAAUUUGGUCGUGCUCAAAUAUAAAGGUCACACAAAAUCAUACUAUAUUGUGGAAAUCGCACAACACUAAAACUUGAUCGUGUGCAAAUAAGGAAAUCGCGUGCUUUGAUCGUCUUGUGACUUGGGUGUACCUAAACAAGAGAAACGCGCGGAUGACCAAGACUAUGUACAUGUGUGAUGCGAGUUACAUCUAUUGCAGACUUUCUACAGUUGUGAAACCCUCCGCCAAAGCGGAGCAAUUACGAAAAACGUAUUUACAAUUUAAAGGUGGUGUUUGUCGGUAAAAGACUGUCUACUUUUACUGUUGUUUUAUAAAGCUAAAGAAAUUGAAAGACUUGUUUUUAAGGUAACGUAAAAUUUGUUUUAUUUAGCUAUGAGUUAUCACAGGAAACACUGUUUCAUUAACUAUACCAUAAAUAACUGUUAUGAUCUUUUUCUGGCAACGUGACGGCGAACGGUGUGUUACGCCAGACGUCAUACUCAAAAAGUUUGACACCACGUGAAAGAAGAUCAAUUUGUUUGAUUGCUGGAGUGCUGUAUAAUCUAUUCUUUAGACUAGUUUUCUCCUAGUUUACUCGUGCGUAACACUCUCCCUUGUUAUUAAAGAUAGGACAUGUGGGAAGUGUAGCAUUUUUUUCUGCUCAGCUGUGCUGUGUUCCGUCAAUCGAGCUUUAUCGUUGAUUGGAAUUGAUUAAGGUAAUUUAGCUGUACAGUAUGUGUUUUAUUUACGGAAACUUUGAAGUACAUUAUCUUUUAAGCGAAAUGAAAUUUUGGUUGGUCGAGUUUUAAAACAAAGCAUCAUAGUUUUCUCAUCUCCAGCUUCAAGUGUUUUUUUUUUCUUUCGAUCUAGACAUCUCGUAGACGUUUACUUUACACCGUUUUAUAAAACUGGCUCCGCUCUUAGGCAGUACCAUAAUAUAUAUUCACGGACGCCUCCUUGUGUGGAUACGGGGCACGUUUAGUACCAUUUCUUUUUAGCAUCCCGAUGCUUGGUCAUGCAUGAGAAUUUUAAUUAUGCAAUUUUGAAUAUGUUUUUUUUAAAUACGAACUAAGCUAAAAACCUGCCGCUUAAAUUCAGGAGAACUCCAUUUGUUCCCUUUCUGUUUCCCGAUUUUUGUUGAAUUUGUUAUUUUCUUCACCUCUGACUGAUUUAUGCUUGCAUUUUAUGAGGGAGUCAUUGAUAGGCGCCUAGGAGACGUACCCAACUCGAUAACGGAUCAUUAGCGAUACGCCAACAUCUUGCUCGAUCCGAAAUGAGUCCGUCAUGUCGCUUCCUGGUUGUCAUAACAACUUUAGCGGGCCUUGUUUCCGCCAAAUACCCACUCUACAUCGGAGGGUUAUUCCCUAUGACGUCACUACACAGUGCUGAUAGCUGGACGGGAGGGAAUGGGAUCUUGCCGGCCGCGCAGAUCGCCUUGGCACAUGUGAACAGCGCGGGGGUCCUGUGGGAUUACGAGCUGAGGAUGAUCUGGAACGACACAGGGGGUUUUCCUGGACUGGCCGAGCACGUGGUGUACGACUUCCUCCACACCCCUCCCCGGAAGGUCAUGAUACUCGGGGCUGGUUACUCAUCCUGCAGCACUGUCGUGGCGUCGCUUACAGGGCUAGACUACUGGAAGAUACCACAGAUCUCCUAUGCGUCGACGUCACCCGAGCUGUCUAACAAGGCGUUCUACCCGAACUUUUACCGCACUAUUCCGGCAGACACAUCGUUUAACGCGCCGCGGAUCGCGAUAUUGAAAGAGUUCAACUGGUCACAUGCGGCCAUCAUAUACCAGGAAGAGGACAUUCAUCGAGCGGCUGUUGAGCAUCUUCAGGAGGAGUUUCUUAAAAACAAUAUUCAUAGGAUUACUUCUGAGGGAUUUCGCGAUAGCCCAGCCACACAGAUGGCUACUCUUAAAAAACGCGACGCCAGGAUCAUUUUUGGCAAUUUCUUUGGUUCCGGUGCACGCAAGGUCUUUUGCGAGGCGUACAAACUUGGCAUGUAUGGCUCGCGCUACCAGUGGAUAAUUCUGGGCUAUAUCGAGAAGAAUUGGUGGCUCCCUCAGGGCGCUUAUUCCGACUGCACGGCGGAGGAGGUUCUUAAGGCGGCCAACAGCCUCUUGAUGACGGACUAUCUGUGGCAUGCGACAGAUGAUAUGUUCACUGUAUCAGGCAAGACCGUUAAGCGGUUCUUUGAAGAGUAUGACAAUAAGGUUCCUGCUGCACUAAGAGAUGAGCACGCAGGUUAUGCUUACGACGCGGUGUGGACCAUGGCACUAGCCCUGAACCGUAGCAUUGCCAGGAAUCCUGGCCUAAGAUUGGACUUGCUGCCUUAUGGUGACAACAGUACGAACCAUGUCAUGAUACAAGAGCUGGCUCUGAUGAACUUCACGGGUGUAACGGGCCCGGUGGCGUUCACGAGCACUGGGGAUCGUAUCGGCGACACAAACAUCUUUCAACUGAUUGACGGAAAAAAGGUUCCAGUUGCCUUGUACCAGAGCUAUCUUGGGACCAUUAACUGGACAGGGUACAACACUAUCAUCUGGCCAGGUGGAUCUCCUCCGUCGGACCGCAUCAGACGUGCUUACCAGCUGCAGUCCGUCUCCGUCGUUCUGUUCGUCUUCAUGAGCGUCAUAUCGCUUGCAUGUAUCUGUGCAUCGCUCUUCUUCCUUUGGUUCAACACCAAAUAUAAAGCCAUCAGGUUCAUUAAGAUGUCGAGUCCAAACCUCAACAACGCCAUGAUCUUCGGCUGCGUGCUCAAUUACGUGUCUGUUCUGCUGUUUGGCUUGGAUGGCGGGCUGCUCACAAGGGGUCACGAUAUCGCCUGUGCGAGUCGGACAUGGAUGCUCUCCCUGGGCUUUUCCCUCGCGUACGGCUCCAUGUUCUCCAAAACCUGGCGGGUGCACACAAUCUUCACCAACCGAAAGCUAAGACGCAAGGUGGUAAAAGACCGUCACUUGUUCAUCAUUGUUAUGGCGAUUGUCUUCGUGGAUGUGGUGUAUCUGAGUGUCUGGCAGAUUCUAGAUCCGCUCACGAGUGUCUUGCGUCAAUCAACUACUCAGGACUUGGAGGACGUCGUGGUGGUAGUCCAGGUGCGACACUGCGAGUCUGCUGACACCUACCGCUGGCUCGGUGUGCUCUGUGGCUACAAGGGCCUGCUUCUGCUUUUCGGGGCGUUCCUGGCGUGGGAGACCCGGCGGGUUACUAUCGCCGCACUUAAUGACUCAAAGUAUAUCGGCAUGUCGGUCUAUAACGUGUUCGUCCUGUGUGUGAUCGGCGUGCCUAUGUCUUUGGUGAUGAGAGAUCAUCCGGACGCAUGUUACGCCAUCGUGGCCAUCUCUAUCAUCUUCUGCACGUCAAUCACACUCUGCCUCGUUUUCAUUCCAAAGGUGAUAGAGAUGCGUCGGAUGAUGGCGGUGGGAGGGCAACCUGAGAAUGUGUUCACGUCUAAUUCCCUGGCGCGCGCCAACCUCCAGGAGACGAUGAAUACGAUGGGGACGAUAGACGAGCUCAACCGACAGCUCGCAGACUUCAAGGCAAAGCUAUCUAAGAGUGAAACAGAGGUCGAGACUCUAAGACAGCGCUUGCGGCAUUACGAAGAGGGGCCGUCUGCAUCUAUUGCGAGCACGAGCGAAACAACAGGCGAAGAUAGCGUCGCUACCGCCAUCGCGGAAACAUGUGGCCAGAACAGUGAGCAAAAUGCGGAGGAGCUAAACAAUACAGAGAGACGCUCCACUAGAGGUACAUAGACAAUCCAAAUAAGAGCUAAGAGGCAACAAGGAGGCAACAUGGACGAUACUAAAAAGAUGGCAACAGUUUGCAACAUGGACGAUACUAAGAAGAGUCCUUACAGACUCACAGAGGCAACACGGACGAUACUAAAAAGAUGGCAACAGUUUGCAACAUGGACGUUACUGUGAAGAGCUCGUGGAGGAAACAUAAACGAUAGCAAGUAGAACUAGAAAAAACAAUGAAGAAGAGCACCUAGAGGCAACAAGAGAGUAGCAUACUAGACAAAAAAGCGCCUUAUGACGCUUUCCCAUUUCCGAUCUUUCAGCAUACGUUCCUUUCCCUGCAGCAAAUAUUUCGUACCUUUCGCAGCAAAAAGGAUAAAAAAAAGAAAAUAUGUGUUGUAAUUAUUAAGAGUUAUUUGUGAAUACAUAUAAAUACAUAUAAACACAAA